AUGGCGCGGAAGACUUUGUCCCGCAAAACCACGAAUCUACUGAUAUUCAUCCUGCUGGUGGCGAUCGUGGCCUCAGUGCUCAAGAUCAGUCUGCCUGAUACUUCCCUACACCCAACAAGCCUUUACCACCAUGCCACCGGCCAGGAUAAAGGCGAAGCAGACUACUGGGAAUGGGAAACCACCACGCGUUUCGCUCCUCCUAAACAUCAGUUCACCGCCAGUUCCAGCGCUGAUGAUGACCAUCUUUGUGACUCCUUCCCCACCUAUGUGCUGUCACGUAUCCAGGUCGUGCUGAAGAUCGGGGCGUCCGAGCCGGCCGAUCGUGUGGACGCUCAGAUCUCGACCGUCACCCGCUGUAUUCCGAACCUCCUCAUCGUCUCCGAUCGCGAAGGCGAGCUCAAUGGCCAUCGCGUGCACGACAUCCUCGCGACACUUCCCGAAUCGUUCCGCUUCAAUGUGACGGACCUUGAGCCCUAUGAGGCCUUGAGGCGGGGAGAUGAGCAGGCGGUGGGAAGCGACGAAGGCUGGCAUCUGGAUCGCUUCAAGUUCUUGCCCAUGGUCGAACGCGCCCAUGAGAUGAACCCGACUGCGCAGUGGUAUGUUUUCCUGGAGUCCGAUACCUACUACGUCUGGGACAAUCUCUUCCGCCUCCUCGAUCAGUACGACCCGUCGGAGCCCUUGUAUUUCGGGUCGCCAUCACCCGGACGGGAGAUCGCCCAAGGAAAGCCCAUGUAUUUUGCGUACGGUGGCGCAGGGUUUGUUCUUUCCGGGGGCGCGAUGAACAAGGCGGUGCACAGGCGUCACGGUUCUAUGGGUGAAUACAUCGAACCAUCUUUGAGUCUGCAGUUUGAGGAUAUAGUGAAGGGCGACUGCUGUGGGGACUCCGUGCUGGGCUGGGCGCUGUACCAGAAGGGCGUCAAACUGUCGGGGUUGUGGCCUAUGUUUAACCCACAUCCGCUUCAUAGCAUCCCAUUCGACCAUGCGUAUUGGUGCCAGCCGGUCAUCAGCAUGCACAAGACUUUGUUGUCAGACAUGAAGGGACUGAUCGACUGGGAAAACCAACGUGAUCGCAAGAAACCUUUACUAUACGCGGAUCUGUUUGAAUACACGCGCAUGGGGACCUUCGAAAGCAAAGCCGACUGGGAUAACGGGGACUGGGGUGGUUUCAGAGAGCCCAAUGAGUCGCCGGCACACGUCUCGAUGGAAGCCUGCCGGACUGCGUGCCAUGAGCAUCUAGAGUGCCUGUCGUAUACCUACGAUCAUUCCGGCCAUUGUAUCUUUGUGCGGACAAUGCGACUGGGCCAUAGUAAGCCGCCUACGCAGGAAGUGCGGCUCUCUGCCGGGUGGGACGUGGAGAAAAUGCGAACUUGGCGGGAUUCGCAUCGAUGCGAGAAGCUAUGUGGGUGA
This is a messenger RNA of Aspergillus nomiae NRRL 13137, 1407 nucleotides long. RefSeq lists its product as uncharacterized. Gene Ontology annotation, cellular component: membrane. The transcript has 2 exons. Bases 1 to 1407 code for a protein of 468 amino acids. Gene Ontology annotation, molecular function: glycosyltransferase activity. The record is from RefSeq and is a predicted model, not a curated record. Lineage: Eukaryota; Fungi; Ascomycota; Eurotiomycetes; Eurotiales; Aspergillaceae.